AACAAGUCUCCCGGUAACACUGCAUAUCAUAGCUGAUAGCAACACUGUCAUUGGUACAACUGAAAUAUUUUAGUUUCAAAUGAAAAAUGUCAGACGCCGAAAAAACCAAAAACAGUGAAAAGAUGACUGAUGACAAGGCAGAAGAUUCGACGCAGGAGGUCAAGCCAGAAGACGAUAAGAAAGAAAGUAAAGGCAAUUCCGUGAAAGGUGGUGCCGACAACGGUGCGAAGAAAAAGGCGAAGGAUGAUAAAUCCGAUUCGGAUGCAAAAAAUGAUGAGGAUUCAGCAGAGGAAGAUGGCGAUGAUACUGCUGACAACGAUGAAAAAUCGGACACAAAGAAAACCAGCGACAAAAAGAAACCGGCUGCAAACAAUGACAAAAAGAAGUCAGUGGCGGACGGAAAGAAAGAUGAUGGAAAAUCCAACUCGAAGAAUUCAAAUUCGGCAAACGAUAAAAAGGACGAUGAUGGUACGGCCAAAUCUUCGAAUAAAAAAGAGAGUGCCAUGAGUCUGGGCGAAAUCGCUCGAAUCGACAGCUACAUCACUAACACUAAAGUGGACGGCCUUCAAGUGUUGCACUCGAUUUGCUUCACCGGUGGCGCCAAGCCGAACAUGAUAAAAAAUAAACUUCGCAAAUUCAGCGGUUUCGAAUUCGAUGCCGAUUCCGAUGAGUACAGCACAAAAUUGGAAGCUGUGCAGAAAAUUGAUGUCGGCAAACUCAAGGCUGUGUGUGAAGGGCUCACGUUGGAUAAAAAAGGUUCAAAGGACGAGCUUGCCGAACGGAUAUGCGAAUUUCUGUUAGCUCCGGAAGGCGAGCGCGAAGAGCCCGAUGAAGAGGAUGACGCUGACGAUAAAGAUGAAGAGGAAGAAGAGGAACAGGCAUCCAGCGAAGAAGAGACGAAAAAGAAGAAAGGUCGACGUGGAAAUGUCGAGGAAAAGGUCGGUAAAGGUGGCCGACCACGUCGUGCUACGGCCGGACGAACCAGGGAUGUUUCAUCGUACGUAGACUACUCCAGUUCCGAAGAAGAAGAAAAAUACGUCCGACCGAAGACUGCGCGACGUGGCAAAAAUCGUGACGAUUCAGACAGUGGAUCGGAUUAUAAUCCAUCUGGCGGCUCAGAAUCAGAUACUGGCAAGAAAAGAUCUUUACGCGUUGUUGGUCGCGGUCGACCGCCAGCGCGACGAGCUGCUAAACGUCGUCAAUCGGACAGUGAAGAGGAAUCACUACCAUCAUCAGAUGAAGACAGUGAUGCACCACCGAAAAAGAAGAGAGGAGCAGCAGUAGCUGCCCGACCACGCGGACGUCCAUCUGGACGAGGACGAAAGAAAGAAUCCGAAUCUGAAGAAGAAGAAGAAUCGGAUUUGGAGAGCGAGGAUAGUGAUGAUAAGGGCAAGCGAAAGGUGUCGCCGAAAAACAACAAAUCGACAAACAACAAAUCAAAGAACUCAUCACCCGCUAAAUCAAGAGGACGACCAGCCAGAGCUGCCGCAACAAAAGCAAAAUCUAAAAAUGAUGCUACUUCGGAGGAGGAGGAAGAAGAAGAAGAGCCGGAAAAGGAUGAGGAGUCCGAGGACGAACCCCUAUCGAAGAAGGCGAAAACGGCCGAGCCAACGGACGAUGAAAUUAAAAGUUAUGUGAAAGAAAUCUUGGACGAGGCCAAUCUGGAGGAGAUAACGAUGAAGACAGUUUGCAAACAAGUUUACGCAAAGUAUCCAUCAUUCGAUCUCUCUCAUAAGAAGGACUUCAUCAAAAGCACCGUGAAGUCGUUAAUUGCCACAUAAACGAUUGCACUCAUCACAAUUCGCCGUAAAACUUUAUCGAUGUGUUUAAAUACUUAGAAGUUUCAGUCAUGUAACCCAUUUAAGUGAACAAUUUAUUUUUGAAGAGAAAAUAUGAAGAAAAAAUCGAUUUUGAUCGUUCAAUUAAAAAACAAGUAUUUCGGUUAUUUGGUUCUAGAUAUCACAAGAACAACAAAAAGGAGAACGAAAAUUAAAUGAAAAUUGAAACAAAAAACAUUUUAAAUGUUGAAAAAAAUCUUCAUAAAACGAUGUAAUAUGUGCACACACGACAUGGAUAACAAACAAACAAACAAAAAAAAUCAUUUUAUAACACCUCUGCCUGAGUACAAAAUUGAAUCGUAUUUAAACACAGACCCACACAUACACAGAAACAUACACCUUUUGGCGAUAAAAUUCAACAUUUCAUAAAGUUCAAGUGAAAUUUAAAGGGAAAACGAAGAAAUUUAAGUGGAAAAAUUAAUUAUAUUUUUUGUAUUUAAUGAAGUAAAUUAUAGAAAUUUUUCAUUUUUCAUUUUUUUAGUCGUAAAAAAAAGGCAAACCCUUAAGACAUUCUUAAGGGUCCAUCUUAUUAAGCUGUUUCUUUUUAUAAUUUUGUUAUAAAAUGUUGGAAAAUUUGAUAUAGCAAAAAAAAGCAAAACAAAAACAACAAAGUGAAUUAAUUACUAAAAACAAAAAAAAAACUUUUGGAAAUGAAUUUAAGUGAGAAAUUUUUAAUUUUUAGUUGUUGUACACGUUCUGAUUACAACACUAUCUCUAGGCGGGGUGGUUGAUUAUAUUAUUCAUAUUAUUUCAUAGAGAGCUCUUUUUAAUUGUAAUGAAUUUAAUUAAUAAUAAAAACUCUAUUCAUCGCCGAAUCAA
This is a messenger RNA of Bradysia coprophila, 2657 nucleotides long. RefSeq names its product protein Dek (gene Dek). The record is from RefSeq and is a predicted model, not a curated record. Gene Ontology annotation, cellular component: nucleus. Gene Ontology annotation, biological process: chromatin organization; regulation of double-strand break repair. NCBI's taxonomy places the organism in Eukaryota, Metazoa, Arthropoda, Insecta, Diptera, Sciaridae. Gene Ontology annotation, molecular function: DNA binding; histone binding.